Messenger RNA from Diplodia corticola, 438 nucleotides. Its product is annotated as hydrolytic enzyme protein. The record is from RefSeq and is a predicted model, not a curated record. The transcript has 3 exons. NCBI's taxonomy places the organism in Eukaryota, Fungi, Ascomycota, Dothideomycetes, Botryosphaeriales, Botryosphaeriaceae. Bases 1 to 438 code for a protein of 145 amino acids.
AUGACGAUCGCCGCCCUAGUGCCGGCCGCUCUCCUCAGCAUCCUCGCCUGCGCAGAAGCUUCCAUCACCUGUCUCCAGCCCGGCGCAACCGCAACCGCGACCUGGACCAACAGCGAGAGCAAGACGUGCACGUUCGCCGGCGUGGUCGGGUCCAACUACGGCAGCAACCCCGCCGGUUCGGGCGAUUACAGCUGCAACGGCCGCUGCGGCGCGGGAUGCACCGGCACCGCCGUGGGGAACGCGUACACGCAGGACUGCUUCUCCCACGACAUCUGUUCGUACUUUGAAAACGCCAGCGGCGGAGCGAGUGAUCCCAAUUGCGGAGACGCAUACGACGCGGCGGUGGACGACACGCUUUUCGGCGCGGCGGCAGGGUGCGGGCAGACGAACCCGUCGAAUGCGGUUGAGAAGCCUGCGGCGAGCCCGGUGUGCGCGUGA